ACGUCCGCAGCGCCCGAAGUACGAACGCCGAACUGUGUAGAACUUUCGGUGUAAAAAAUUUCUUGCCGUGAACUUUUUUCGUGCAUACUAGCAAACAUGAGGUCUAUUUGCUUUGUAUUCUUUGUGAUAUUAGUUUGUGAAGGCACGAAUAGUUUAUUUUUACCGGGCAUUGAAUACAGAAGGUUAAGGAACUCGGCACCCUCGUUAUCAUGGAUGUCCAGGUCACGACGAGUGGCGCCCAGGCAUCGCAUCAUAAACCCUAACGAAGAUUGCUUCCUUGUGACGUCAGAAGAAGAGCAAAUAUUCUUCAAGUCCCCAUCCAAUGAGCCGACUGUAUGCGGAAUCUACAUGAUAGCAGAGCCUGACAAGAGGAUUCAAGUAACUUUUGACUAUCUCAACGUGCGCUGCGAAAACGAAGGAUUAGUUUCGUGGGUGGAUGGCUGGGAGCUUAGUGGCCAAGUGUGGCCUGCUGACAGUUGGAAUGAUGACCGUGUGCUGGAAACUUGCGAUCAGAGGCCUGCGCGGACCUUGAUCUCUCAGCAAAACGCUGCCCUCAUACAAUACCGAGUGCCUGCAAGGGGACAGGGCUUCGCUAUCACUAUAAAGCAUGUGAAGAAUAAUAAACCGUGUAAUGUGGUGCUGUUCGGCUCUGAGGGCGUAUACACACUGCGGAACCACGGUGAGGCUGGAAACUGUUCGGUGAUCUCCGUGUCCCCGUCGACCAUUCGUGUACUUAACAUCGAUGUUGGACAAACUGUGAAACAAUCGAGAAAAGGCCUUAUGGAUUUUGAAACUGGAACUAUUCACCAUUGCAAGAAGAGGGGACUAUCUGACUACGUGGACAUCGGCGGCGCUAGCGGCUUGGACCACACCAAAAUGUUUGUCUAUGAGAACAUGUGCGGGCUUGACUCUACUGAAGGACAUCAGGCGGUAAAAAUAGCCUGUGAAGAUUCAGUGGUGCGUCUUGUGUCCAGCGGAAAAUACUACAACUCUGUCACCCUGGCCUUCGCUCCCCUCCCCAUGGAAAAUUUGGAAAGUGCUGACUUCAUGUGUCCUUUCUAAGAAAAUGGAUAACGACAUACCCAUACAUACUGACUCCUGCAAUUCGGUUGUUUUUUUUAUAAGUAAAUUCACUUGCUUUUCGAUUAUACUCUUAAAACACUGUGUAUGUUUUUAAUGGCUGAUAAAAAUAUUAUUUACGUAUUAAAAAUAUAACAAUAAUAAUAUGUGCCAGACAAUCACACCAAUUGCCUGGUCUCAAACUAAGGAAUUCCCUGUACUAUGAGUACCAGAGCAAAGGAAUUCACUCUGGGGCACUUCCCUAAACUGUUUAUAAUAUAUUUUGUAACCAUUAGAUAAACUUACUUGCAGUUGAGUGAAGUUACCAAAAGCUUUUGAAUUUUAUUUAGGCUACAAUUCUCCGUGACCCCUAAGGUUGAAUUAGUAUUUAU
Hyposmocoma kahamanoa is the source of this 1451-nucleotide messenger RNA. RefSeq names its product corticotropin-releasing factor-binding protein. The coding region runs from base 97 to 1062 and encodes 321 amino acids. The transcript is spliced from 7 exons. Gene Ontology annotation, biological process: negative regulation of corticotropin secretion; negative regulation of corticotropin-releasing hormone receptor activity; hormone-mediated signaling pathway. Lineage: Eukaryota; Metazoa; Arthropoda; Insecta; Lepidoptera; Cosmopterigidae. Gene Ontology annotation, molecular function: corticotropin-releasing hormone binding. The record is from RefSeq and is a predicted model, not a curated record.